GAGGGAAAGAAUAAUUAGAGUCACUUUCUUCUAUUGUUACUUUAAUAACACCACACCGGUUGAGCCUGAAUCUCCUUCAUUCUGACGUGGUCGGGAUUUGGCAGGGUUAUCCAUCUUUCUUCGCUGCAUUAUCGGGUCUUUAAAUCCCAAUUCCAUGCUAACCGAGUCCUCUCUCUCUAAAUCUAUUUUUAGAAAUCCCUCUCUCACUCUCUCUCUCUCUCUCUCUCUCUUCAUUCUUCACUGCUAUAUCCACAUCCACAUCUAUAUCUAUAUUGAUUUGAUUCACCCAUUCCGAGCUCCUCAAAGAUCUAACAUUUCCCAGGAGAAUUACUUUGAAACUGGAAGCUGUUAUAAUUAUCUUUAGGCAUUAAAUUAAUCGACUUUCCUCUUUGGGUUUGCCAUUGCAAGUGGUUACGCAUCGCGACAAGAUGGAAGUUACAGGGGGCUAAACUUGGCAAAUUCCAUGGCCUUGGCCGGCAAUUGGGCAAUGUACCGGGUGGGAAACAAUUCAAGGGAAGUAGUAGGAAGAACAGCCAAAAACAACCAAUCUAGUAAUCUAACGACUGGCAUGGGAAUUGAGUCUAGUCGGACAAAACAUAGAAAAUCAUCUGCAUUUACAGCUGAAGUGAUCCGUUGUGCAACGAACUUCAUGGCUUGGUCGUUGAAAAUCCCUUUAUCAGAAGGAUAUCAUGAAGAAUUUCUUUAGUAGAAUGCUUGCUGUUUUGCUUUCUUUGUUUUAGGGGAAUUUUCAAUCAACCAUGACAGUUGUGUUAGUCUCACAGCAUGUGUGUGACUAUACAAUCUAGAAAAUGCCUGGUCUUGUUUGCGGAAAUAAGAGACUUUUGAAAUCAAAUAUGCAUUUCAUCGAUUCAUUCCAACAAGAUACGGGAACUCAUUCAAAAAGCAAUUCACUGUUAACUUUUAAGACGGCUGAUGAAUUUCACGGCCCCAUCUUACCUGGUCUGCCGGAUGACGUAGCAAAGUAUUGCCUGGCUCUAGUUCCGCGUCCCGACUUCCCAGCUAUGGGUGGUGUCUGCAGGCGGUGGAGGUCAUUUAUGCAAAGCAAAGAAUUCAUUACCGUCCGGAAAUUAGCUGGCAUGCUUGAGGAGUGGCUCUAUGUCCUCAUUGUGGAUGGUGAAGGGGAAGGGAGCCACUGGGAGGUUUUGGAUUGUCUGGGACAAAAACACAGAGUCCUCCCAUCAAUGCCUGGUCCUGUCAAGCUUGGUUUUGGGGUGGCAGUUCUCCAUGGAAAGCUUCUGGUAAUGGCUGGCUACUCUGUGGUAGAUGGAACUGGGGUUUCCUCGGGGGAUGUUUACCAAUAUGAUUCUUGCCUCAACAGGUGGAGCAAGCUAGCAAACAUGAAUGUGGCUCGCUAUGAUUUUGCUUGUGCAGAAGUCAAUGGAAUGGUUUAUGCAGUUGGCGGCUAUGGGAUGGAUGGCGAAUCUCUCUCCAGUGCUGAGGUGUACAACCCUGAUGACAACAAGUGGACCUUAAUUGAGUCUCUUCGCCGACCAAGGUGGGGCUGCUUUGCCUGUGGAUUUGAGGGCAAGCUCUAUGUUAUGGGUGGAAGGUCGAGCUUCACAAUCGGAAACUCAAAGUUUGUCGAUGUGUACAACCCAGAGAUGCAUGCUUGGGGUGAGAUGAAAAACGGGUGUGUCAUGGUCACUGCACAUGCUGUGCUUGGAAAGAAGCUAUUUUGUAUGGAGUGGAAAAAUCAAAGGAAACUGACAAUUUUCAACCCGGAGGACAAUACUUGGAAGAUGGUGGCUGUACCUGUUACUGGGAGCUCGAGAAUUGGGUUCCAAUUUGGGAUUCUGGGUGAAAAGCUCUUGUUGUUUUCGCUUGAGGUGGGCCCCGGUUGCCUCACCCUGUUGUAUGACCCUAAUGCAGCGCCAGGUUCUGAGUGGCAGACUUCUCAGAUAAAGCCUUCUGGUUUGUGCUUGUGCAGUGUCACAAUCAAGGCAUAGAUUGUGUAUCUGUGUUGAACUCUUAUGAUUUUGGAAUGUUUCUGUUACUUUGAUGGGACCUUGUUUGGAAUACGUUUCUCAUUGAUUAUCAGUGGUCUGUUCUGCUGAUUAACAUAAGCUUUUGAGUUUGUUUGCGUGACUUGUAUUGAUGGUUUUUUAUUAUUAUUAUGGGAAUGUUGAUUUAGUUGGCUUU
Rhododendron vialii is the source of this 2160-nucleotide messenger RNA. RefSeq names its product F-box/kelch-repeat protein At1g67480. The record is from RefSeq and is a predicted model, not a curated record. Gene Ontology annotation, molecular function: protein binding. Bases 810 to 1967 code for a protein of 385 amino acids. NCBI's taxonomy places the organism in Eukaryota, Viridiplantae, Streptophyta, Magnoliopsida, Ericales, Ericaceae. The transcript has 4 exons.